AUGGUUGAUGUUCUAAGCCCUUUCACAAUCCCAUCUCCUCCUCCACCAUCUCCUCUAUCAAACCAAAACAACAACACCAUACCCAUGUUAUACUAUACUCUAGUAGUGAUGGGAGUUGCAGCCAUAGUUUUAGCGAUUUACAACAUCAUCAUCAUCAAACGUUGCAAUACAAACAACCACAAUAAUCAACCACAAGCCACAAUAGAAAAUCUUAGUAGUACGAGGUUUGAGAACCAACAAAGAAACUUGCUUUCAAGCUUCAAGUACAAGAAAGAAGUGGUUACAAAAGAAGAAGAAUGUUCGGUUUGUUUAUCGGUUUAUGAAGAAGGAGAAGAAGUUAGAAAACUACCAAGAUGUAAACAUAGUUUUCAUGCUGUUUGUAUAGAUAUGUGGCUUUAUUCUCAUUUUGAUUGUCCAAUUUGUAGAACAUCUGUUGGUUCUUUUUGUGAUGGGAUGAUUGAGUCUGGUGGUAGCAUCUCUGUUUGA
Molecule: messenger RNA, 486 nt
Organism: Lathyrus sativus (Indian pea)
Lineage: Eukaryota; Viridiplantae; Streptophyta; Magnoliopsida; Fabales; Fabaceae
Source: the annotation of a GenBank genome assembly